AGCAGAGAGAUUGGUCCAGCCCUUUCAUCUUCCUUAUGGAUAUUUCACCGUUCCUAACCGAGCUGUUCCUCCUGCUCUCCGUGCGCUCCUGGCUGGCGCACGGCAUCACCGCCCCGCCGACCUACGAACACACCGACCCGCUCACCGGCAGGACGGUGCAGUGUGACCGCUGCCCGCCGGGAACCUUCCUGCGCGCCAGCUGCUCCUCCGUUACGAAGAGCGACUGCGCUCCGUGUCCGAAGGGCUCCUUCACGGAGCUCUGGAACUACAUCGGGCAGUGUUUGCGCUGCGGAAUCUGCGGACGGAACCAGGUGGUGAAGAAGGAAUGCAGCGCAGACAGCGACCGUCAGUGCGAGUGCAAACAGGGUUACUUCUACCGUCAGGACUACGACAUGUGCGUCCAACACAGCGAGUGUCCAUCCGGGUACGGAGUGCUCACCAGAGGUACAGCGGAGACCGACACAGUGUGCCGCAUCUGCUCUGACGGCACCUUCUCUGACAUUUCCUCCGCCGAUCACAACUGCACGCAGCACCAGAGCUGCGGCAAUGCAGGGAUGAAGUUAGUUUUAAAGGGCACCAUCUGGCACGACAACGUCUGCGCAAAGGUCAAGGAUGGAGCCGCAUACCUCCGGGAAAUCAUCCCUGCCUUUUUCAUACAUCAUAAAAUAAAAAUCAAACGGCUGCGUCGCAUCGUGCACAAGCUUCUACCUGAUGAUGUCAGGAAGCAGGAAGGAACUUCGGAGCUCAGCUUCUCAGAACUUCACUCGCGCAUCAGCAGCUGGGUUUCAUCUGCCACUCCGAUGCAGAUCCGACAGCUUCCAGCCAUUCUGAUUAAAAUGAGGGCCUCCCACGCUGGGGAGAAACUGCAGAAUAUUCUGAAUGCAAUUGACAAAAAUCUAUCAAAGGAGUGUCAUAACGGAUGCUAGAAGGAGGUAGCUUUGCACCAAGGUGAUUUAAAAGAUGUUGAGUUCAUAUAAAAAAUAAGCUGGGCAUUAGCUUUUAAAUGUUGGAAAGUAUCAGGCUGCAUUAAUCUACCUCCACUAUUUAUUUCUGCUUGAGGCAGAUUUAUCACCUGUCACUUUUACUUAAAGUAUUUCAAAAGUAUUACUGUGGUGCCUCUGUGCUCAAGCUAACCGAGUGAAGGGAAAUAUUAAUUUAUUUCUAUAUUUAUUUAAAGAAAGUUUAGAUUCAAGCAAGAGCUUUUUUAUUUUAUGCAUAAAGAAUUGGUGAUUUGUUGUGCUUUUUAUUCGGAAUCUUCCUGCAUAUAUAGUUCAAAAUAAAGCAAAACAUGUACAAUCA
Molecule: messenger RNA, 1299 nt
Organism: Fundulus heteroclitus (mummichog)
Lineage: Eukaryota; Metazoa; Chordata; Actinopteri; Cyprinodontiformes; Fundulidae
Product: tumor necrosis factor receptor superfamily member 11B
Exons: 4
Coding region: 36-926 (296 amino acids)
Molecular function (GO): protein binding
Source: RefSeq, a predicted model, not a curated record